AGGGUCACAGUCCGCACCACAAACUGGGAACGCGGUCGUUGGAGUUUGGAUCCGCGCACACGGAAACGACACCAUGACGGCUGGACGUUUGCCACCGUGGAUCCUUCUGGUCUUGUCUCUGUUGGGGACCCGUGACGCGUGCCUGCCGGACCCCGACUCGCCUUACGCUUCCACCGGCGCCGUGUGCCGCCUCACCUACCCCGCGGCCGUCGUCCUGAACGAGAAAAGCAGUAAAGUGUUGGAGGCGGCGUUCCGGCACGCCCGCUAUCCCGGGAUGAGGGCGGAGAAGUCGGUGCUAUUCCUGGGCACGGUGUCGUACGGCCUGGACAACUUGGAGAUCCACAACCUGACCAUCGGUCGGAGCUCCUUUGAGCUGAUGGCCGGCGAAGGCAUCGCCAUGGAGAUCAGUGACGUAUCGGCCGUCUUCAACGGGAUCAUCCGAUACGGAUACGGAAGCUGGCUCACCAGCAUCAAUCAGUCCAUCCACUUUGACAUGGAGGCUCAGAUCGACCUUGGAAUCAAACCCAAACUAUACUGCAGCAGGAAGGGCAAAGUGGCGGCGGACACGUCGUCUUGCUACUUGAACUUUGACACGCUCCGUUUGCACCUGCAGGGAGACAAACAACCAAACUGGCUGAAGAAACUCUUCACAGACUUCAUGACGUUGACAGUGAAACUAGUCAUCAAGGCACAGAUUUGUAAAGAGAUCAACAAAGUGGCCAACAUAUUAGCAGAUUUUAUCCAAGAACGAGCAGAGGAGUUCCUGAGUGACGGAGACAUCAGUGUGGACGUGGGCGUCACGGCUGCUCCUGUCAUCACCCACAACUACAUCGAGUCCUACCACAAGGGGUGGAUGAAGUACAAAAACACGUCUACGCUGGUUCAGCAUUCAACCUUCCAUCCUGGUCAGCUGACUGACCACAGGAUGCUCUACUUUUGGAUCUCGGACCAGGUCUUGAGGUCGAUGGUGGCCGCCGCCCACCAAGAUGGCCGCUUCCAGCUGGACAUCACCGGAACAGACUUGACCGACCUUUUCAAGACCAAGUUCUCCUCCCGCGUGCCUGAGUUCAUGACAAAGUGUCUGUCGGAAGGAAGUUCUCCCGAGCUCCACGCGAGGACGUCGUCUCCCCCCCACAUCAGCACCUCCACCUCCGGGACAGCGGUGAGGGCCGAGGUCUCGGUCCGACUCCGCUGCGGCGCUCGGGACACACUCGUCUUCCAAACGGACAUCAGCACCAACAUCACCGCCUCUUAUGCCGACAAACACCUCUUCCUGCACAGCAACCCUUCACAGCUGCUGAUUCCACAUGCUGAGCUCCACCAAAAUCCUUUGGUAGACGAAGCACAACUGGAGUUCAUCAAAGAAGCUGUGAUGAAGGUUGGCAUCCCUAAGGUGCUGUCUGUGCUAGAAAGAGAACUAACCAGGCUGUUGGACAAACAGGGAGCCAACUUAUUUGACAUCUCCAACCCUGAGGUCCUUCCUGGUCAUGGUUUUGUGUUGAUUCAGAUGGACUUUGGGUUCCCUCAUCACCUCCUGGUUGACUUCCUGAAGAGGUCGCUGCAGUAGCCAAUAAACACCUCCUUACAUUCUUUUCAAAA
Molecule: messenger RNA, 1599 nt
Organism: Doryrhamphus excisus (bluestripe pipefish)
Lineage: Eukaryota; Metazoa; Chordata; Actinopteri; Syngnathiformes; Syngnathidae
Gene: cetp
Product: cholesteryl ester transfer protein, plasma
Biological process (GO): triglyceride homeostasis; phospholipid homeostasis; triglyceride metabolic process
Cellular component (GO): high-density lipoprotein particle
Molecular function (GO): phosphatidylcholine binding; cholesterol binding; cholesterol transfer activity
Source: RefSeq, a predicted model, not a curated record